This is a messenger RNA of Chlamydomonas reinhardtii, 1704 nucleotides long. RefSeq lists its product as uncharacterized. Bases 95 to 457 code for a protein of 120 amino acids. The transcript is spliced from 2 exons. NCBI's taxonomy places the organism in Eukaryota, Viridiplantae, Chlorophyta, Chlorophyceae, Chlamydomonadales, Chlamydomonadaceae. The record is from RefSeq and is a predicted model, not a curated record.
GGGAUCGUAUCACCAUGGGCACACAUGUGGGCGUCCGGCACUCCGGCAGGCACCCCUGCCCGCCACCCACACGACACUACCGAACUCGUUUUCCAUGCGCUGCCUGCAGGCGGUCGUACCAUGGGGGGGCUUAAGUGCUCACCAAGUCCAAGUGUGCAACCACUGCGGGACGGUGUGGGGACGUGACGUCAACUCCGCAACCAACAUCCGGCACGCGCUGGUGGAGAUGCUGCUGGGGCACAAGCGACCUGCAUCGCUGCAGACUGGCGGCGGCGGUGGCAGCGGCGGCGGCGGCAGCGGCGGCAGCGGCGGCGGCGGCAGCGGCGGCGGCGGCAGCGGCGGCGGCGGCAGCGGCAGCAGCGGGGGCGCGUGCGCGCUCGUGAUGGAACAUGGCAAGGGGCAGGAAAGCGUAGUCCCGAUGUGUGUGGCUCCCACCCGUGCCCACAUAAAUGCGUAGCAAGAAGGGACAAGGCAUUGGUGCGUCGUUCGCGCGCUGUUACUGUACCGACGGUAGCUGGCAGGUUGUGUCGAUGUUUUGCUGACGCGCAUUCCUCACGCUCCGGGCGCCCGGCCAAGGCGAUAGCACCACACAGACUCAAUGCGACGCCACACCGCGCGGAUAGCAUAGCCGAUGCGCACCUGCAGGCAGUCGACCGGCGUCCACGGAUGAGCUGUGUAGACGAGCACUAGCGUAAUGCAACGGCGUGCAGCAAAACAAUGGCCGGGCGACAGUGUGACAAACAGGGGCAAGAACAAGGCGAAGCAAAGCAGAAGAGGGGCCCGAAUGUGUACGACAAUUGUGGCGGGCAGGCCGAAUGCGGUGCAACACGCCAACAACACAACCGGAGGUGAGGAAGCGUUGCUGAUGGUGAGGAUAGGUGCUGCGACGUUCGGUAGGGGAGCUGUGGCCGCGCACUAGUGGGGAGGAAGUUUCCGAGGCGUUGUUUCCGAGGCAUUGUUUGUGGCUGAUGUUUGUGGCCGAUAAAGAAAGAAGUAGAGUUUCGGCUGUGAGCGGCUGGCGAGGAGAGGCGGGGGCUGUUGCGUUUGGAAGGCGGGCGGAAGGCCGCACACGCCGGGAGUCGGGCAGGCUGUAGAUUCCGCUGAAGCUGCGUUUGAGAAGGGAGCCGAAGGGACAGCUGGGGUGGGACAGUUGGUGUGGGACAGCUGGAAGGGACAACUGGAAGGGACUACUGGAAGGGACAGCUGGGAGGGACAGCUGGGAGGGGACAGCGGAUGUGGGACUGCUGCGGUGGGACAGCUGGGGAGAGGCACGGGACAGCUGGGGAGAGGCACGGGACAGCUGGCAUGGGACGCUGGGUGGCUGCAGAGGCUGGCAGCGCUGGGGCUGGUACGUUGGUGGGUACUUGGGUACGCGGCUGGCCGGGGCCCGGGGGCGCGUGCGCGCAUCUUGGUAGCGGAGGGGGCGGGAAAGGCCACGUGGAGGAGGAGAGCGCAGCGCCGCCCAAGAAGCGGCGCAAGCGCGCAGGCUGAGGAGCCGGCUGGUGUCUAGGUAGCGGUCCGCGGUGGGGCAUGCGUAGCGGCAUGACAAGUAGUGCGGCUGUUGACAACUGUGCUACGUCUGGCUGCGGUUGGCUCUGCUGUGGCAUCGCGACUGCUAGAUAGGCACCUGGUUUGGCUAUGUGCCUGUGGAAACCGACCCCGGCUAUGUCCGGGCGAUGAGGUUGUUCGGCCUCAGACUGUGGA